AUGCCGGCGUCUGAGUGUGGAACUCGGAUUCGAGAUAGUCGCUUCCUCAGCAAUGUGUACAUCCGAGGACUGGGGGCGUUUAUGCUCUUCUGUGGCGUGUGUUCACUCUCGCAGCAGUACGCGUUCGUGAGCGAUGGAGGCCUCAGCGAAAGAUACAAUCUCCGUAGUGCAACCAUGCAGAAAGCGUUCUCCUUGGCAGCUCAGAACACGCCUGAUGUUGAUCCAAAGGAGUCGUGGUCGCUGAAAGCUUCCGCCUCGACGGACAACACUUCGACCUCAGUAGAACCACAACCAACAACACAACUACCCAUCUCUACGACGGUAGCGCCUACAACAGCUCCUACUGAGAAACCUACGGCGAAGCCUACCGAGAAACCAACGCCGAAGCCUACCGAGAAGCCAACGGAAAAACCUACUGAGAAACCAAAGCGUGUUGCCGAGCCUCGUCAAGUCAUCAAGAAAGGAUCGAAAGGCAUUCUCUUGUGCUUGCACGACGGUAUCUUGGAGCUCGGUAUUUCUCUAAUCCGUGAGUUACGGUGUCUUGGCAAUAAAGAGCCCAUCGAGGUGCACCAUUGUCAUGAUCUCACGAGACCUUCCGUCGAUCUUCUCUUCGGUCUCGAUGACAACAUUCAAGUCAUCGAUUUGUGCGAGCGGUAUGUCAACAAGAAGAUUUUAUCGGACGAACUGGCCAAGAGCUUCCAGAGUUACUGGAUCAAACCACUGGCCGUGCACUUCACCAGCUUCGAAGAGCUCAUUUUCCUGGAUGCUGACGCGAUUCUGCUAAAAGAUCCCGCAGUGUUGCGUAAUAACGAAGGGUACAAGAAAAACGGCACGCUCUUCUUCUACGACCGGGUGAUCAACAACAACCAGUAUCUUAACAAGAAGACGGACAAAGGUCCGAUCUACCUGCACCAGUGGCUUAAGAGCUUCGACUACAAGCGCUUCGGACUCGCAUAUGCUGAUCCGUCACCUGCUUUCAAGAAGUCCUUUGCGUACCGCGGUAAGACAGCGCACGAGCAGGACUCGUCCAUGCUAUUGAUCAACAAACGAAACGCUGAGAAGGCCAUGAGCGUUUUGUGGUUUCUAAUCACCGAGCACCGCUUCAUCUACGAGUUCUCUUGGGGUGAUAAGGAGGCGUUUUGGCUGUCGUACGAGCUCUCGCAUACGCCGUACUUCUUCUCACCAUGGGGUGCCAGUGUCGUGUCAGAUAUUUCCAACAAGGACAUGGAGCGCCAUCCGGACACGCUCUGCGGUAGCUUGGCGCACUUUGAUCCGACAUUGAACGCCAGCGCGCCGGCCGAGCUGCUGUAUGUGAACGGCCGGUCGCUCGUGGAUCCCGUGCCGUUCCGCCUGCACAAACUGAAGCUGUUGCAACCGAAUCUCGUGUUUAACAUGAUGCCGACCCAUGUGACUCCACGUCAAGCACGACGUGAACCUUCGGGUAAGGGCGAGUGGCCUGAGUGUUUGACCGGAAUGGGCUCCACGCCUGUGCCACGGCAAUUACUGCCGAAUCUUUGGAGACGACGCCAGCACUUCCAGGCCAUCUCUAUGGGCUUCAUUGAGCCUUUGCUGGAGUGUAAUAACCCAGGUGAUCGCCUCCCAGAGAUUCCAGAGGCCUCGAAAAAGGCGAAGAAGUAGAACAUAGCAAAUAGCAUUUUGUACUGUUAUAGUUGCAGUUUGCGUGAUGGGCAAGUGAAACCAAGCAGAAAAAAACUUUAGAAAUGACACGGAUUGAGUCAUUUGAAGUUUCUAAAUUUUACAAUGAG
Messenger RNA from Phytophthora nicotianae INRA-310, 1766 nucleotides. RefSeq lists its product as hypothetical. Gene Ontology annotation, molecular function: alpha-1,3-mannosyltransferase activity. The record is from RefSeq and is a predicted model, not a curated record. Lineage: Eukaryota; Oomycota; Peronosporomycetes; Peronosporales; Peronosporaceae. The coding region runs from base 1 to 1638 and encodes 545 amino acids. Gene Ontology annotation, biological process: protein O-linked glycosylation. The transcript has a single exon. Gene Ontology annotation, cellular component: Golgi apparatus.